Messenger RNA from Cokeromyces recurvatus, 2567 nucleotides. RefSeq names its product Mechanosensitive ion channel-domain-containing protein. Gene Ontology annotation, molecular function: mechanosensitive monoatomic ion channel activity; calcium ion binding. Gene Ontology annotation, biological process: monoatomic anion transport; transmembrane transport. Bases 69 to 2531 code for a protein of 820 amino acids. The record is from RefSeq and is a predicted model, not a curated record. The transcript has 6 exons. NCBI's taxonomy places the organism in Eukaryota, Fungi, Mucoromycota, Mucoromycetes, Mucorales, Mucoraceae. Gene Ontology annotation, cellular component: plasma membrane.
CUUUUUUCAUUCUUUUUUUUUUCUGUCUUUUUUUUUUCCCUUUUUGUUUAUAAAUAUACUUUGGUUACAUGUCAAAGAAAGGAAAAUCUGUUAGAAUUUCUCCUUUUGAAGAGGACACACAAUUAUCACAUGAUACCCUUCCUUUAGUUCCUCCACCUGCUGUAGGUCGUUUGAAUAAAAAAUUACAAAAUGAAGAUCAACAGCCCUUUUACAGUAUUGAAAUGCAACAGGAAGACCCAUUCUUUUAUGAAAAUGAUAAGCAUUUAUCAGCGUCGAAUACAGCUUCUAUUUCAAAUACUUUACAAAAUCCUUUUGAACCUAUAAGCCGACAAACUACAUUGGUUCUUCCAGAAGGAGGAGAUUAUCAUAUGAAUGAAACUGAAAAGAUAAUUAAAGAACUUGAAAGUGAUGAAGAAAAACAAAUAGAAGAUGAAGAAGAAAAGGAAAUACAUAAUAGUACUAGCAAUGAGAGUACAGUCAUCUCUGAAAUACUAGACUCAAACGAAAAAAAUAAUGAAAGUAGUGAUAAUGAUUUUGAUUGGAAUGAUGAUCCUGAUCAAGCUGCAAAACCUAAACGUAGAAAGACAGCUAAAGAAAGAUUUCAAGCUGCUAUGAAAAAUCCAUGUUGUUGGCAUUACUUAUCACCUGUGAUUAAGCGUCUUAUUAUUGCUAUCUUGGGUUCUUGUCUCUUUAUUACAAUUGCUGUCGUUAUCUUUGCUACGUUACCUGAACCUACUGAGGCUCAGAAAGCGGAUCCUAAUUUCAAAAAUAUUCGAAGUAAUGUCCAAUGUUGGAUGUAUUGGGCUGCUUUCAUGUGGCAUAUAUUUUGGGUCACUACUUUUAUGUUGGAUUUAGUUCCUUCUAUUGUUUCUCUUUGGACUAAACUUUUUAAAGGAAGAAGAUCAGAAAAAGUCAAAUCCUACAUGGAGUAUUACAUGAGCCUUAAAGGUUACUUUUGUUUGGUUUUGUUAGCAGCAUGGAAUAUUGGCUCUUGGGUGUUUUUAAUUAAUGUUCCAUUUAAUUCAAUUAAAAUUCAUUCAUAUUCUCUUAUCAUUACUAAAGUAUUUGGAUGUUUAUUAGCCGCUUCUGGUUUAUUCUUUUUGCAGAAAACUGCCAUUCAAAUAAUCGCUUUCAAGUUUCAUCGAACUGCAUUUGCUGAGAGACUCAAGGAAAACAAAAAAAGUUUAAAAAUUUUGGAUACGCUUAGUAAAUCUGAGAAAAGAACUCGUCCUGGUUCUGGAGGAAUUUCGGGUAGUAAUGGUUUAUCAAAUAAUCAAGUUAGAAAGCGAAAAUCACCACCCGCUUUAAAGAAAAAUGAUAAUAGGAGUUAUUGGGCUACUGGAAUAGAUAAGGAUGAAAAAUAUAACCAAGAAAGAGGUCCUAUGAUAUUAAAUGAUGAGCCUUAUCAAGGACAAAACCCAGCUUCUUCUUCUUCAUUUUUUUCUCAAUUUAAAAAAUCACUUGCUAGUUUUAUAUUAGCUGAAAAGCCCACGACAACGACAGGUCGUGUUGAUAAAAGCAAGAUGGAUAUUAAUUCAGACGAAUAUGCUAAAAAGGUUGCAAAAAAGUUAUUUUAUUCGUUAGCUUAUCCUGAAGGUUAUUUUGGUCAAGAGGAUAACAAAAAGUGUCUUGAUAUUUAUUCCUUCAUCCCUUAUUUUAAGGAUCGUAAUGAAGCUAUGGAUGCCUUUAAGGUAUUUGAUAAGGAUGGAAAUGGUGAUUUAACUCGACGUGAAUUUCGUGAUACGGUCGUCUACAUUUACCGAGAACGUAAAGUACUGGCACAAUCAAUUCGUGAUACGAGUCAAGCACUAGGUAAAAUUGAUACUAUCUUAUUAAUCUUGACCUUGGUUAUCACCACUGUCAUCUGUUUAACGGUUUUCAGUGUGGAUUUCUGGGCGGCAUUGAUCCCGUUUGGUACUAUCUUGGCUGCAUGUACCUUUAUUUUUGAUACCUCUGCAAGUAAUGUCUUUGUAGGCAUCAUCUUUCAACUCGUCACUCAUCCUUACGACUCGGGUGAUCUGGUUCAAAUUGAUGGUAUUUACAUGACAGUUGAAAAUAUUGGUAUCCUAGGUACUGUCUUUGUUUCUGCAGAUGGUACCAAAUUAUAUGCUCCUACCACUGUCUUACUUACCAAGAUUAUCUAUAACGUACGUCGUUCUAACAACAUGGGCGAAACGUUAACAUUCAAUAUCGACUUUAGAACUGAGAAUGACCUUAUCUUAACCCUUCGUGAAAGAUUACUAGAGUGGGUUCAAUCUCAAUCUCGUGAUUUUGGACCCGGCUUUGAUUUACGCGUCACUGACAUUAAAGAUAUGAAUCAAGUUAUCUUAACUAUCUGGUUACCUCAUAAAGGUAAUUGGGCAGAUCUUGGUAAACGAUUCCAAAGAAAGACUCGAUUCAUGAUGGCCUUGAAGGCCAUUUUGACAGAUUUAGAUAUCAAAUAUGAAUUACCUGCUCAAAGAAUUACUUCUUCAAGUGAUAGGAAUCUUUUUGACAUUUCUACUAAACCUCAAAGCUUCACUCAGCAUUAAAAAAAAAAAAAAAAAAAAAAAAAAAAAAAAAAAAAA